GUAAUAUCAUAAUUCAGCUCCAUCAACUAACUUUUGAUAAUGUGGGCAGCAAUAAAAGGCGUUUGGAUCUGCUGCGUCACAGAGGGAGCCAUGGCAACACGCUGACGUGUACACAUUAAAUAAACCAGUCAGGUUCGUUCUCUAGCUGAUGGUUAACGUUACGUCACAAAAGUGUUAUGAUGACGGACCCUAAGCUAUAUAAGUCAGAAAUAAAAAAAAGGUAGCACUGAACUUCAAAUUUGAUAAUCGCUCGAUAAGUGAACUUUAAGGUAAACAUGGCCGAACCCCAAAAUACAGAGGACUUGACGAGAGAGCUUAACAGACUGAAAGAAAUGGAAACCCAAAUGGCUGAAGAGGUCAAGGGCCUUCAGGAAGAAGAAGGUUUGCAGCAGCUGCCCAUCCCUAGUCCUGAAGUGGAGACUCAGACUCCAGUGACCUACUCAGUUGAUGUCAAUGUCAAUUAUGGCCCAUGGAGAACUCCCAUACAACCAGCACCGUCAUCCAGACAGGUUAGACAAGGUCCAUUUUAUGGGAUCCAAUCUGUGAGGGGGUCUUCUCCCCACCUAGCACCAGAUUCAACCACAACAUCCGACAGAAGUGCCAUCCAUGCUGUAAGGAGGUCUUAUGCCAGGGAGGUACCAUCUUCACAGAAACAUAUCACCACAAGGAAUAGACCAGCUGAAGUUAGCGGCAUGCCUUCUUCACAGAAUACUGCUUCCCACCUAACAUCAUUAUCAGUCCGAAGAUCUAACAGAGCCAGCAGCAUUUCAUCUCCAGAUGAGCUCACUUCCCACAGAUUGUCAUCCUUAACCAGACAACCCAGAAGCCUCAGCGCCAAUGAAUCUGAACAGAUGCUAACACGGAAACUAGAACAAGAAAAAAAAAUUGUGGGCGAAAUUUGUUACCAGCUUAACCAAAGAAUCCUGAAACAUAUCUUCUCCAGUGACUUCGAUCUGUCCAAAGAUAAAUUGAAAGAUGUAUUCAAAAAUAUAAAGCAGGUUGCAACAGAUCCUGUGACAGGCUUGGUAGAAGACACCCAAAUAGCUUCGAUGGAGCAACGUUAUACAGACAUGAUGAACAAGCUGAAGACUUUUGGUUAUAAUGACAAAUUUCACCCGGAGUUUUCUGAAGAGAUAAUCAACAGUUAUGGCACCCUGACCAACCAGACACCUCCUGGGACUUCUCAGCACGAGGCAUAUGACUUAUCGUCUAUCUUCUGUGUUGUUUUAAUAUCUUUACCAGUUACGGUUGCCCAAGAUGUCCUCUGUCUGCUGGAGUGUCUCCAUCAUUUAUCCGUAAUAGAUGGGAAACCCAUCUUUUUCUGGUGAAGUAAAAUACUGACUUUGAGGCAGAUGGCAUUCCCAUUUAAAUCUGCUGAAAAUGACCCCAAAGUGCAAGGGGAAAAAUCAUAGUUUAGUAACAAAUACAUCGUAUAACUUGGCUUCCUGAUAUGUAUUCAAAUGUGACAAGUAAAAUGGUUCUUCUAGUAAAAAAAAAUAAUCAACUUAAUAAAGGUUACAAAAAUUCUGACUAAGUUGGCAAACAUCUACAGUUAAAUCCAACAGUCCAAAAUCAAAAGAGCUGAAAGGAUGUAGAAAAAUAUUUUAAUAGAUAAGCACUUUCACAUCAACAGACACUUCCUUAGUUCAUUAAAAAUGCAGCAAUAAAACCUUUUAAAUACAGAGUCAUAAUUCUAACAACAAGUCAACUC
Molecule: messenger RNA, 1711 nt
Organism: Protopterus annectens (West African lungfish)
Lineage: Eukaryota; Metazoa; Chordata; Ceratodontiformes; Protopteridae
Product: speriolin-like
Exons: 4
Coding region: 276-1328 (350 amino acids)
Source: RefSeq, a predicted model, not a curated record